Molecule: messenger RNA, 5356 nt
Organism: Pseudonaja textilis
Lineage: Eukaryota; Metazoa; Chordata; Lepidosauria; Squamata; Elapidae
Source: RefSeq, a predicted model, not a curated record
GGCUACUUCUAACUGAAAUUUCUUCCCUUCUUAAAGCAAAACCGUGUCGUCGGAGCCAUGCAACUUUAUUCCGUGGAUAGGAAAGUGUCACAGCCGAUCGAAGGCCACGCUGCCAGUUUUGCCCAAUUCAAGAUGGAAGGCAACACAGAAGAAUCCACCCUGUUCUGCUUCGCGGUGCGAGGGCAAGCCGGAGGCAAGUUGCAUAUUAUUGAGGUUGGGGCACCUCCCACCGGAAACCAGCCAUUCCCUAAGAAAGCUGUGGAUGUCUUCUUCCCACCAGAAGCCCAGAACGACUUCCCCGUAGCAAUGCAGAUUAGCGAGAAGCACGAUGUUGUUUUCCUGAUCACCAAAUACGGUUACAUCCAUCUGUACGACCUUGAAACGGGCACCUGCAUCUACAUGAACAGAAUCAGUGGGGAAACUAUCUUUGUGACUGCGCCACACGAAGCCACGGCUGGAAUCAUUGGCGUCAAUCGGAAAGGACAGGUGCUUUCAGUGUGUGUGGAAGAAGAGAACAUUAUCCCGUACAUCACCAAUGUGCUGCAGAAUCCCGACCUGGCCCUGCGAAUGGCCGUCCGUAACAAUCUCGCCGGGGCUGAAGAGCUCUUUGCCCGAAAAUUCAAUGCCCUUUUCGCCCAAGGGAGCUACUCAGAAGCAGCCAAAGUAGCAGCAAACGCCCCGAAGGGAAUAUUGCGCACUCCAGACACCAUCCGCCGGUUCCAGAGUGUCCAAGCACAACCAGGGCAGACGUCCCCUCUGCUUCAGUAUUUUGGAAUUUUGCUCGACCAAGGGCAGUUGAAUAAAUACGAGUCCCUGGAACUCUGCCGGCCAGUCCUCCAGCAAGGACGCAAGCAGCUUCUGGAGAAAUGGUUGAAAGAAGACAAAUUGGAAUGCUCUGAAGAACUGGGAGACCUGGUGAAGUCUGUGGACCCAACGUUGGCCCUGAGUGUCUACCUACGUGCUAACGUUCCCAAUAAGGUCAUUCAGUGUUUUGCGGAAACGGGACAAGUUCAGAAGAUCGUGCUGUAUGCCAAGAAGGUUGGUUACACUCCAGACUGGAUCUUCCUCCUGAGAAACGUAAUGCGGAUCAGCCCGGACCAAGGACAGCAGUUUGCCCAGAUGUUGGUGCAGGAUGAAGAACCUCUGGCAGAUAUUACCCAAAUAGUAGAUGUGUUUAUGGAAUACAACUUGAUCCAGCAGUGUACAGCUUUCCUCUUGGAUGCCCUGAAAAACAACCGUCCAUCUGAAGGGCCUUUGCAAACUCGUUUGCUUGAAAUGAAUCUCAUGCAUGCACCUCAGGUUGCCGACGCCAUCUUGGGGAAUCAGAUGUUCACCCACUACGACCGAGCUCACAUCGCUCAACUCUGCGAGAAAGCCGGUCUCCUCCAAAGGGCGCUGGAACACUUCACCGACUUGUAUGACAUCAAGCGAGCCGUGGUUCACACUCACCUUCUCAAUCCAGAGUGGCUGGUGAACUAUUUCGGCUCCCUUUCUGUGGAAGAUUCCUUGGAAUGCUUGCGGGCGAUGCUGUCAGCAAACAUCCGCCAGAACUUGCAGAUCUGCGUCCAGGUGGCUUCCAAGUACCAUGAGCAGCUUUCAACCCAGUCGCUCAUUGAGCUCUUUGAGUCAUUCAAGAGUUUUGAAGGUCUCUUCUACUUCUUGGGCUCUAUUGUUAACUUCAGUCAAGACCCGGACGUGCACUUCAAAUACAUCCAAGCUGCUUGUAAGACCGGCCAAAUUAAAGAGGUGGAAAGAAUUUGCAGGGAGAGCAAUUGCUACGAUCCAGAACGUGUGAAGAAUUUCCUCAAGGAAGCCAAGCUGACAGACCAGCUCCCGCUGAUCAUUGUUUGCGACCGCUUUGAUUUUGUCCAUGACCUGGUCCUGUAUCUGUAUAGGAACAAUCUUCAGAAAUAUAUUGAGAUCUACGUGCAAAAGGUGAACCCGAGUCGUCUGCCGGUGGUCAUUGGCGGCUUGUUGGAUGUGGACUGCUCUGAAGACGUCAUCAAGAACUUGAUCCUGGUGGUGCGAGGUCAGUUCUCCACGGAUGAACUUGUCGCUGAAGUGGAAAAAAGGAACAGGUUGAAACUGCUCCUGCCGUGGUUAGAGGCCAGAAUCCACGAGGGUUGCGAAGAACCAGCUACGCACAAUGCCCUGGCUAAAAUUUACAUCGAUAGUAACAAUAACCCGGAAAGGUUUUUGCGAGAGAACCCUUAUUAUGACAGCCGUGUGGUGGGGAAAUACUGUGAGAAGAGAGAUCCUCAUCUGGCUUGCGUGGCUUACGAGCGAGGACAGUGUGACCAGGAGCUGAUCAACGUCUGCAAUGAGAACUCACUCUUCAAGAGCCUGUCCCGUUACCUGGUGCGCCGUAAGGAUCCAGAACUGUGGGCCAGCGUGCUGUUGGAAAGCAACCCUUACCGGCGGCCCCUCAUUGACCAGGUUGUGCAGACCGCUCUUUCCGAGACUCAGGAUCCCGAAGAGGUCUCAGUUACCGUCAAGGCUUUCAUGACCGCCGACCUCCCGAAUGAACUUAUUGAACUGCUGGAGAAAAUUGUCCUGGAUAAUUCCGUGUUCAGCGAACACAGGAAUCUCCAGAACCUCCUCAUUCUGACAGCCAUCAAGGCCGAUCGCACCCGGGUCAUGGAAUACAUCAAUCGCCUGGAUAACUAUGAUGCUCCUGACAUCGCCAACAUCGCCAUCAGCAAUGAGCUCUUUGAAGAAGCCUUUGCCAUCUUUAGGAAAUUUGACGUUAACACUUCUGCCAUCCAGGUCUUGAUUGAGCACAUUGGGAACCUGGACCGGGCCUAUGAGUUUGCCGAACGUUGCAAUGAGCCUGCGGUGUGGAGUCAACUGGCCAAAGCCCAACUCCAGAAAGGGAUGGUGAAGGAAGCCAUCGACUCCUACAUCAAAGCAGACGAUCCGUCAUCCUACAUGGAAGUUGUCCAGGCUGCCAACGCAAGCGGCAACUGGGAAGAGCUGGUGAAGUACUUGCAGAUGGCCCGCAGAAAGGCCCGGGAAUCCUAUGUGGAGACGGAGCUCAUUUUUGCUCUGGCCAAAACAAACCGCCUGGCCGAACUGGAAGAAUUCAUCAACGGGCCCAACAACGCCCACAUUCAGCAAGUUGGUGAUCGUUGCUAUGAGGAGAAGAUGUACGAUGCAGCCAAACUUCUGUACAACAACGUCUCCAAUUUUGGCCGCUUGGCCUCCACGUUGGUUCAUUUGGGUGAAUACCAGGCAGCGGUUGACGGAGCCCGGAAGGCAAACAGCACAAGAACAUGGAAAGAGGUUUGCUUUGCCUGUGUCGAUGGGAAGGAAUUCCGCUUGGCCCAGAUGUGCGGUUUGCAUAUCGUCGUGCACGCCGAUGAACUGGAAGAACUCAUUAAUUACUACCAGGACCGUGGCUACUUUGAGGAGUUGAUAACCAUGUUGGAAGCUGCUCUGGGGCUGGAACGGGCCCAUAUGGGGAUGUUCACCGAACUGGCCAUCCUCUAUUCCAAAUUCAAGCCACAGAAGAUGAGGGAGCACUUGGAGCUGUUUUGGUCACGGGUCAACAUUCCUAAGGUUUUGAGGGCCGCUGAGCAAGCCCACCUCUGGGGAGAGCUGGUUUUCCUGUACGAUAAAUACGAAGAAUACGAUAAUGCUAUUAUUACGAUGAUGAACCAUCCCACGGAUGCCUGGAAAGAAGGGCAGUUCAAGGACAUCAUCACUAAGGUGGCGAAUGUGGAGCUUUACUACAAAGCGAUUCAGUUUUACCUAGAAUUUAAACCUCUGCUGCUCAACGACUUACUGAUGGUGCUUUCACCACGGCUGGAUCAUACCCGUGCAGUCAAUUUCUUUAGUAAGGUGAAGCAACUUCCGCUGGUGAAGCCCUACCUGCGUUCGGUGCAGAACCACAAUAACAAAUCAGUGAAUGAGUCCCUCAACAACCUCUUCAUUACAGAAGAAGAUUACCAGGCUCUUCGGACAUCGAUAGACGCCUACGACAACUUCGACAACAUCUCCCUCGCCCAGCGCCUGGAGAAACAUGAGCUGAUUGAGUUUAGGAGAAUCGCCGCCUAUCUCUUCAAAGGGAACAACCGUUGGAAGCAAAGCGUAGAACUCUGCAAAAAAGACCGACUGUACAAGGACGCCAUGCAAUACGCCUCAGAGUCCAAAGACACGGAGCUGGCGGAGGAAUUGCUGCAGUGGUUCCUCCAGGAAGGCAAGCAGGAAUGUUUUGGCGCCUGUCUCUUCACCUGCUACGAUCUUCUCCGGCCCGACGUGGUCUUGGAAACCGCCUGGAGACACAACAUCAUGGACUUUGCCAUGCCCUACUUCAUUCAGGUCAUGAAGGAAUACUUGAGCAAGGUGGACAAGCUGGAUGCCUCAGAAUCGCUGAGGAAAGAGGAAGAGCAGGCGACGGAGACCCAGCCCAUCGUUUACGGUCAGCCCCAGCUCAUGUUGACGGCUGGCCCCAGCGUGGCGGUCCCUCCACAAGCACCUUUUGGUUACGGCUACACCGCACCUCCGUACGGGCAACCCCAACCCGGGUUUGGAUACAGCAUGUAAGGAAGCCAGCGGGGAGCCAGCAUCCUUUUGUGGAACCUCCACCAUCCCUCUCACGCCUGACUCCGCAGGGAAAACAAAAGAAACAAACCUUGUGUCCUCGUAACAUUUAUUUUAUGAAGGACUUGUGUUUUUCUGUUUGUUCCUCCUCUCUCCCUCCCUUCCUCCCUUCCUUCCUUCCUUCCCUCCUUCCCGCAAGCUCUCCAGAUCCCUCCUUCCCUAAAUGCCAACUCCCUCUUUCUUCACAUUCCACAUCUUCCACCCCACCCCACCCCUCCGGUGGGAAUACUUUUAAAUGUUCCAGCAGGCUUUUCUCCCCACCCACCAACCCUUAUUUUUUAUUUUUUGCAAAAUUGCUUCUGACAUGAAAAAUCCCCCACCCCUCACCCCAGCUUUCUCUUCCCAUUUGCACUCUUGGAAAAAGCGUUCCGGUCUCUUUCGGUCCGGGGUCCAUGAGCAGGUUGUAAGUGUGUGUCGUCCGUCCCCGUCUCCCGUCCCCCCCCGCCCAAUGUUUUAACAAGUGGCAUAUUCUGAACAGAAGGGGCAGAGGUGGUGAAAGGAAGAUUUAUUGAGUUGGUGCAUUUGAAACACUAAAAGGAAAAAUUUUGGGAUGGCUUGGCUCUUGAAAUCAGUAAAAUUGGAGAGAAAGAGAGAGAGAGAGAGCUCGCAGAUAACAUACCGAAAACCUGUCCUGAAUUUAAAACAAAACAAAACACGACCCACUUAAUAGAGGCUCCAUUUAAACCUAUGCAGGUUUCCAGUUUAGAUGUACAGAAAACGCCAGUGUUUUUGCUCACUCCGUGUGUAAAUCCCA